AUGACCAUAUCACAAGUGGACACGCUCGUGCCCCCCCUCUACCAGGCGCUCAUCGAUCCGUCGCCCUCGCUAGCCAAGGUCCUCAACUACCAGGUCAGUCUCCUUGAGAUCUUCACCCACGAGGUCAAGAAGUUGGACAGAAUCAAUGUAUGUGAUCACGAAUUAGCCUAUGUUGCCUACACCUUGACAGCCCGGUUGAACAAGUAUGCACAAGCGUUGGCGUCAGAUAAGACCAGGGCCUUCUGCGACAGCAUCCGUGACACCUUGGACCGCAAGAAGCAGGCAUAUGAUCAGGUCCGAGCCAUGCUUGAGGGCACAACCACCACCCAGCUGCAGAAGGUACUUCUCAUUGACUACAGGGCCACGAAGGACUUCAACCACAACCACAUCAACUACUCCGAAAUCAUAAAUAUAGAGCCUUCGAUUGUCCAGUCACUCUUCUCGCUGGGCGCAUCCUCGGUCACUGACCAAGACCUCGAAUCAAAGCUUAAGCUCCACUUGCCAGAAGACAAGUUCCAAAAGUUCCAAAAUCGAUACAAGUACGACAUGGUGGUAUUCUACAACUUCCGUUACGGUCCUUCUACCCCAGGUAUGAAUCGUUUUCAGGCAUUAAUUCAAGCAUUGAUUGAUGAGGACACCACCUAUGUUCCUUCCAAGAACCCUUUUAACACAUUGACCGAACUACUCAUGUUCAACAACAAAUACAUCAGUUCGAGAUUGAGAAACCACCCAUGCUUUCUUAUUGGUGGUGUUUACGCAUGGCACCAGACCUUUGGAGACAAAGAUCACAUUACUCGCCCUAAUGGUAGCUCGCCAUAUUUGAAGAAUUUUGGAGAGUACUUAUCCACAGCAAACACAACCUCAGAAACUCCAAUUUCAAAUACAUUCACUCAGGCCUCGUCUAGACCAGUAUCGGCAAACACUCACAUUGGUGCAACUGCAUACGAACCUGAUUCUCCACCUGUUCAGCAAGCUCCAAGAAGACCCUCCAGAACCCCUUCUUUAUCUUCAACUACAUCAAGCAUCACGAAAGCUGUGUCAAAAAACAGUUCAAAUGGCUCUUCAACUUCGUCAAAUGGUACGACAAACUUAAGCAGUUCCAAAUCGGCGAGUCCUGUCAAGUUUUUAGAACAAUACACCACAGGACUUGUUAAUCUUGGAAACUCAUGCUAUAUGAAUUGUAUUAUUCAAUGUUUGGGAGCAACUCCUCAAUUAACGAAGUUUUUCUUUCCCACAGUAUCAGCAGCGAUGCUGUCAAAUCAAGCAAUUCAGUCAUAUCGGCAACAUAUAAAUGUGAAUAACAAGCUUGGCUCGAAGGGAAUUCUUACGACCAAUUUCGUUACAUUGUUGGUGAAUAUGUUUAACAAUAAUGGAAAAUCAUUCUCACCCAAUAACUUCAAAAAAGUAAUGGGUUCUUUGUCACCAGGAGGUCAGUUUGCAUCUUUUGAUCAGCAGGAUUGUAAUGAAUUUCUCAACUUCCUUCUCGAUGGACUUCAUGAGGAUUUGAAUCAAAUAGUCAUCCAAAAUCCAGAGGAGAAGAAAGCAAUUCUUGAACUAACUCCAGAGCAAGAAAAGACCCGUGAAUUAUUACCAAUUAGAUUAGCAUCAACAAUUGAAUGGGAAAGAUACUUGAAGUUGAAUUUUUCCAUUAUUGUUGAUUACUUCCAAGGCCAAUACUUGUCACAGUUAAGGUGCUUAGAAUGUGAGUUGACUUCAACGAGCUACAAUGCAUUCUCCAGUCUCUCUUUACCCAUUCCUGAAAAGUUAGGAUCUUUACAUUCACAGGUACUGUUAGAUGAUUGUUUGAAAGAAUUCACAACGACUGAAUUAUUGGAUGAUAAUAAUAAGUGGCAUUGUCCAAGGUGUAAGAAAUUUACCAAGCUGACCAAAAAAAUCUCUAUCACAAGAUUACCCCAGGUUUUGAUUGUGCAUUUCAAGCGUUUCAAAAUUACUCCACAAGGGUAUUUCAACAAGUUGGACAAGUUCGUGGUGUAUCCAGUUCAAGAAACUUUGGAUCUUACUAAGUAUUGGCCUGGAGUUGGUACGAUUCUCAAUAAGAAUAGUGAUGUUAUGAGUGUUGAAAAGGAAGAGCAGAUAUUAUCAUCAUUGCCGGUGAGAAAUCAGGUACCUCCAUUCAGAUACAAGUUGUAUGGAGUAGCCAAUCAUUUUGGUAAUUUGACCACAGGUCAUUAUACUUCAUAUGUGUACAAAGAAAACGAUAACAAAAAAACAAGAGGGUGGUGCUACUUUGAUGACUCAAAAGUCACCUACAAUUGUUCUCCUAGCCAAGUUUUGAACAAGAAUGCCUAUUGUUUAUUUUAUCAACGAGUGUGA
Molecule: messenger RNA, 2334 nt
Organism: Suhomyces tanzawaensis NRRL Y-17324
Lineage: Eukaryota; Fungi; Ascomycota; Pichiomycetes; Serinales; Debaryomycetaceae
Gene: DOA4
Product: ubiquitin-specific protease
Exons: 3
Coding region: 1-2334 (777 amino acids)
Biological process (GO): protein deubiquitination
Molecular function (GO): cysteine-type deubiquitinase activity
Source: RefSeq, a predicted model, not a curated record